AUGGCAUCCCUCCUGCGCGCAUUCGCGCUGCCCGCACGACUCGUUUCCUCCAGACACGCUGCGGCCGCCGUCGCCGGCAGCGUGGCAGCCGGGCCGGGCGCGAGCUGGGCCUCCUGCCUGGCCAGCGCGUGGACGGCCAGCGCCAGAGCGGCGGCAGGCCUGGGGGCCGGCUUCGUGCGCCAGCAGACGCGGGGGAUGAAGGUGCACAGCUCGGUCAAGAAGAGGUGCGAGCACUGCAAGGUCGUGCGACGAAAGGCCGGGAAGCGACAUAACGGGUACUUGUACAUUGUUUGCAAGGCGAACCCGCGGCAUAAGCAGCGGCAGAGCUAG
Molecule: messenger RNA, 330 nt
Organism: Ustilaginoidea virens
Lineage: Eukaryota; Fungi; Ascomycota; Sordariomycetes; Hypocreales; Clavicipitaceae
Exons: 2
Coding region: 1-330 (109 amino acids)
Biological process (GO): ribosome biogenesis; translation
Cellular component (GO): ribosome; mitochondrial large ribosomal subunit
Molecular function (GO): structural constituent of ribosome
Source: RefSeq, a predicted model, not a curated record